Molecule: messenger RNA, 1994 nt
Organism: Sesamum indicum (sesame)
Lineage: Eukaryota; Viridiplantae; Streptophyta; Magnoliopsida; Lamiales; Pedaliaceae
Biological process (GO): positive regulation of DNA replication; regulation of heterochromatin formation; regulation of DNA-templated transcription
Cellular component (GO): CHRAC; nuclear chromosome
Molecular function (GO): zinc ion binding; DNA binding
Source: RefSeq, a predicted model, not a curated record
GCCCACAUAUAUAAAUAUAGCUGCAUAGUGAAUAACUACAAUUUUACAUAUACUCUCCCCUCCGCCCCUGUCUCUCUCUAAGAGAGAAAACCCCCAAAGCCCUCCAGAAAGCUUUGUUGAUGCAACUGCUACACUGGCAGACCGAAGUGCAGAAUACUGAUGCAAAGCUCCCAUCCUUGUUAAGUGGAACUUGCUUAUUGUACGUGUCUGAUUUCAUGAAACAACAAGAAUCACCUUACUGGAUGCCAGGAACCAAUAACCCGGAAAAUUGUUCAAUACUCCACCAGUAUCAUUUGGAUGGCUGUGAUGAACUUCAUUCAGAUAGGAGGAAAAGAGAUGAUGAUUUAUGUUCCUUAAACUGCGCAAGAAAUUUUUCCCAGCUGUCAACCUCCAGUACAAUGUGUCAGGAUGCUGCACCAACUUUUGUUUAUAGGCGUAGGAGGCAACGCAGGAGCUCUGUUUCCAUGUGCUCAAUACAGACAUCUGCUGGUGCCAAACCAAGUGAUGACUCUCACUCUGCCAUCAGUUCUGCAGCCCCUUCAGUGGCUGCCCAAGAGCACAUUGUUUCCUUUUCUGAGUGUGCAACAGAAGCUGUGGCAGCAUCCUUUAAUCGAUGUUCGGCUGGGGAAGAAGCCUUGGUAAGUGAUGUGGACAGAGUUAUCAAUGUCUGUUGUGCUAAUGAUAAUUGUUCAUCAUCAAAAUCAAAUUUAGCACUUAGUUCGGUUUCCCUGAAAAUUGAUAUGGAUGAUGUGGGCGAGUGCUCCUCUUCUGGUGCAUUGAGUGCUGAGAAGGUGUCAUAUGAGAUGUCAGAAAGAGAUAUAUGCAUUUCAAUUAUCAGAAAUCAGGGACCGGUGGAUAGAGUUGGGACCAGGCAAGAGCGAGAUUCUUCCGUAAAUACUUGUAUUAGAAAUGACAUCUACUAUUCACAACCAUGCAAAAUCUGUGAGCAUUUGGAUAGCACAUCAAAUAUGCUUAUAUGUGACAAUUGCUUAGAUGCAUUUCACAUGUCUUGCUGCAACCCCUGUAUAAAGAGAAUACCAGUGGGAGAGUGGCUUUGUACUUCUUGCUCGAAGAAAAGGCAUAAAAUAUUGAAAGAGAAAUCUUUCAGUAUCAGCUCAGAAAUUGGAAAUGGGAAUUCAGCAUCAGAAGGUGAAUUAGGGUCCACUGAGUUUAUGUUCACAGACACUGAGCCAUAUAUGUCUAAUGUGCGAAUUGGUGAUGAAUUUCAAGCUGAUGUUCCUGAUUGGUCCAACUCCAGCCCCACUUACAAUGAAUGCGAUCCUUAUGUUGAUUGGUUAGAAAUGGAUUCUUCAAAUAAUGUUAGUAUGCAGGAACGGAAUUACACCAAACCUUUAAAGCUCAGCUCUAUAGGUAAUUGGCUUCAAUGUCAAGGGCUUAUUGAAGGCAUUGGAGAAGGUGGUGAAGCAACUACAUGUGGAAAAUGGCGCAGGGCUCCUCUUUUUGAAGUUCAAACUGAUGAUUGGGAAUGCUUCUGUUGUGUACUUUGGGAUCCUUCUCACGCUGACUGCGCUGUACCCCAGAUACUGAGAAGUAGAAAGUGUCCCAUGCAAUGGAAAUUUAGCAGGUCGAGAUGUCUAAGUAGAGCUAGACACUGAAGAAGUCAUGAGGCAAUUGAAGUACAUAGAGAUGCAUGCUUUGCAGUUGAGGCCCCAGCUAGCUGCGAAAAGGCGCAAAUUGAAUUUUUCGAAGAGACCUUGAGAAACAGCCAAGUCUUCAAGAUUAUGGCUUCUGUACAUCUAAGUAUAUAGGAUGGGGAUUUCUAAACUUGAUCUCAUUUUGAGGAUGCUGUAACUGUCAGUUUAAAAUUCCCUCAAAGAGAGAAGAAAAGGAAAAAGAUCGAAAGGACUAAGCUUCAGGCUAGUGGGAGCAACAGAUCUUGCUUUAUUUGGUGUUUCUAUGGCAAUUUUGAGCUAUUAUAUAGCCAUCUGUUGAUCUUGAUUGUAUGUACAUGCUUUCACAAUGCUAGCAGAAAU